AGGCCUCGAGUUAAUCCACUUUGAUUUCACACCUGCGAAAAGGAGGGAGAAGAGUACCCUUAUCUACUGACUUCAUCUAAAUUGUUGUCAACUGACUGGAUCAGAAGUUAAACAAAUGGAUCAAAGCAAGCCGCCUGACCACAGUGCCAUGACGGGUGUCCUUUGGCUGGGACGUGGAAGAGGAAAGCCGACUGAGGAAUUUUCCCUAGGACGCAGUAGAGGGCUGCUUCUCGCUGCAGAAGCACCCGGUGUGGGACGAACCAGAAGUUUGCUCACUCCUGGUGAUAAUUCUCAGGGACAAGUAUUGUCUCCUUUUGUUGAACCUGUGGUGGCACGAGGUAGAGGGCUGUUGCUGCAGCCUGAUGACUCAGGCGUUGGUCGGGCCAGAGGGCUUCUUCCACUAGCCGAAUCGAAGGUUAGCAAACCAUCUUAUGGCCAGGCUCCCACACUUCUCUCAAUGUUUAGAGGGAUGGGCAUUGAGACCAAGACUUCUUUGGGAAGAGGGACACUAGUUGCAGAAAUUGGAGCAGCAGGGGAUAUAGGUGAUGUGAAACCACAAGGUUCCCCUUUAAGUGUGACCAGUACACCAGAGAAAGGUUCUCCUUUAGGUGUGACCAGUACACCAGAGAGAGGUUCCCCUUUAGGUGUGACCAGUACACCAGAGAGAGGUUCCCCUUUAGGUGUGACCAGUACACCAGAGAGUUUCCAUGGCCCAAGUUUAUCCCCUCAGCUGAUGGUGCCUAUGGGGAGAGGAGCAAUGCCACAGCUUGUAAUGGGACGAGGACGCGCUCUGCCUGCAUCAUUUCAUAUAGGUCACAGGCAGCCAAGUUCUCCAACACCUGAGCUAACGGCCCCACACUGCGAGCUUUCCCUAAAAGGAGCUGAGCCCCUUGUGUCUACCUGUGAAGAUUCUACUGUGCAAUCUACUAUAGCUCCCACAAAGAAGGAGCUGACAAUGGAAGCAGUGCAUGAGCCACUCAAGAAAGCUGGAACAAAGGGAACUCCAAUAACUAUUGGAGCAAACUACAUCUCGAUUAGAUGCAAGAAUGAAGCAGUGUAUCAGUACCACAUCACAUUUACACCCAAUGUUGAAUCGAUGUCGAUGCGUUUUGGCAUGAUGAAAGAACACCGCUCAAUCACAGGAGAAGUUGUGGCUUUUGAUGGCUCCAUACUGUAUCUGCCAGUUAAACUGAGUGACGGAACUGUUCUCAGAAGUUUGAGACGGACAGACAAUGAGGAAGUAGAAAUCAAGAUCCAGAUGACAAAGAUUUUGCCACCCAACUCUGAUCUUUGCCUCCCUUUCUACAAUGUGGUGCUCAGGAGGGUGAUGAAACUCAUUGGACUUAAACUGGUAGGCCGAAAUCAUUACGAUCCAGAGAGUGCGGUCCUCCUUGGAAAACAUCGGCUGCAGGUGUGGCCAGGCUAUUCUACGUGUAUUAAACGCACAGAUGGAGGUCUGUACCUGUCUGUGGAUGUGUCUCACAAAGUUCUGCGGAAUGACUCUGUGCUGGAUGUCAUGAACACUCUGUACCAGCAGACCAAAGAGAACUUCCAAGACGAAUGCACAAAAGAACUCAUUGGCUGUAUUGUUAUCACCCGCUACAACAACCGAACCUACCGCAUUGAUGCCAUCGAGUGGAACAAAUCGCCCAAGGACACCUUCACUUUAAUGGAUGGCACCAAAACCACCUUUUUGGAGUACUACAGCAAGAACUAUGGAAUCACAAUCAAGGAAUUGAACCAACCUUUGCUUCUGCACCGACCCAAGGAGAGGUCCAGACCAGGAGGCAAGCAAAUUAUUACUGGAGAGAUCCUUUUAGUCCCAGAGCUAUCCUUCAUGACGGGAAUCCCAGACAAAAUGAGGAAGGACUUCAGAGCUAUGAAAGACUUGACCAUGCACAUCAAUGUGAGCGGAGAGCAGCACACGCACUCGAUAAAGCAGCUUCUGAAGAACAUCAGCUCCAAUCAAGAGACUGCGAAGGAGCUCGGUCGGUGGGGACUGCAGAUUGGUUCUGAAAUUCUGAUGAUUAAUGGCAGAACGCUGCCUCUUGAAACCAUCUGUCUACAGUCGUCAUCCUUUCAAACUGGGGCCGAUAUGUCCUGGUCCAGAGAGGUUGUGAGGGUUGCUUCAAUCAGCACUAUCGCCUUGAACAUCUGGGCUAUCUUCUACCCCCACCGCUGUGCUGAACAAGCAGAGGAGUUAGUUUCCACUUUUAACAAGGUGGCUGGGCCUAUCGGCAUGCGACUGGAGCGGCCCAUUAGAGUGGAGCUACGGGAUGAUCGGACUGAAACUUAUGUCAAGAGCAUCCAUUCUCAGCUCACCAGCGAGCCAAAUUUGCAGCUCGUAGUGUGUAUCUUGGUUGGCAGCAGAGAUGACCUCUACAGUGCCAUCAAGAAGCUGUGCUGUGUUAAGAGCCCUGUGCCUUCCCAGGCCAUAAAUGUCCGGACAAUAUCUCAGCAACAGAAGUUAAGGAGUAUUGCCCAGAAGAUCCUCCUGCAGGUUAACAGCAAGCUGGGUGGUGAGCUGUGGACCGUCAGCGUGCCUCUGAAAAACCUGAUGGUAAUAGGUGUUGAUGUCCACCAUGAUACCAGCAGGUCACAUCAGUCGGUUAUGGGAUUUGUUGCAAGUGUGAACAGCUCACUGACCCGCUGGUACUCCAGAGUAACUUUCCAGGCCCCAAAUGAAGAACUCAUCAACGGCUUGAGAGUAUGCUUACUGGCUGCAUUAAAGAAAUACUACGAGGUCAACCACAACCUGCCUGAAAAGAUUGUGGUGUAUCGGGACGGUGUGUCUGACGGACAGCUGAAGAUGGUGGAGCAGUACGAGAUCCCCCAGUUGAUCAAAUGUUUUGAGACAUUCCCCAGCUAUGAGCCCAAGCUGGUCGUCAUUGUGGUCCAGAAACGCAUCAGCACCACUCUCUACUCCUGUUCUUCAAACGCCUUCGGUGCCCCUCCACCUGGAACUGUUGUGGAUCACACUGUCACUCACAAAGACUGGAUGGACUUUUAUCUGAUGGCUCAUCAAAUUCGCCAGGGCUGUGGAUUUCCUACUCACUACAUCUCUUUGUACAACACUGCAAACCUCACACCAGACCAUUUGCAAAGGUUGACGUUCAAAAUGUGCCAUCUGUACUGGAACUGGCCCGGCACCAUUAGUGUUCCAGCACCAUGCAAGUAUGCCCACAAACUGGCUUACCUCUCCGGUCAGUAUCUGCAUUCAGAGCCGGCCACCCAGCUUUCAGACAAGCUCUUCUUCCUUUGAGCAGCAGCAGCAAGCGCCAAAUGGAUUAAGAAAUUCUGUAAUUACAGCCCAUUACAUCAGAAGAGUUGAUGUUGACUUGUAGUACUUGAGACAGUAAGAUAUGUAAUAUUUCCAUCUAGUAUGCUAAUAAGGAAAAGGAUUUUAUACAAGAAAUUAAGGAAAAAAACCAGGCCAUCAGAGUUGGAAGAUAAUGCCAAAAAUAUAAGUUUUAUAUUUAAGGAUGUUUUAAUUUCUAAUCUGUUGUACAUGUUGGCAUGUAAAGUUUUAGUUUGGAGUGAAUUUGCCCUGAUUUUUAGUUUUGACCACAUUUGCUUUUUGUUCCAGAAUGUGGAUUAAUGGUUUGAAUGUUCAGACCACACUUUCAGCUGGACUAAUAAGGUUUCCAUCAUUCAAAUGAGUCUGUUUUUGAUCUUUUCAUCUGCAUUUUCAUAAAAUGAUAUCAUUGUUCUGGAAUUUUGUCAAUGACAUAAUAAACCUGUUCAUCUCUUCC
Molecule: messenger RNA, 3752 nt
Organism: Menidia menidia (Atlantic silverside)
Lineage: Eukaryota; Metazoa; Chordata; Actinopteri; Atheriniformes; Atherinopsidae
Source: the annotation of a GenBank genome assembly